UAUAAUGAUGAGAUCAGUCGGUGAAGUGCAUUCAAAACAAAAAGUCACUUUCAUGUGAUAAAUUUGUGACUUUAUAUUUUGCGCAUCAUUUUUAAGGCAAUUUAAAAAUUGAAAGAAAAAAUAAAUUUAACAAAAUUGAAACGCAUAAAAUUUCGUCUGCUGCAAAAUGAUAAUUGUAUAUUUGUUGUUAUUUUUGGUUAGUGUUUUGUAUUUAUGGAUAAAACAUAUGUACAGUUAUUGGGAGCGCACUCCAUUUUCGUACAUUAAACCAUCGAUGCCGUUUGGAAAUGUGGCAGAUUCGUCGUUGGGUCGAAAAUGCAUGGGAAUGAAUUUAUAUGAUCUGUAUAAAAGUUCGAAUGAACCAAUUGUUGGUAUUUAUUUACUAUUUCGACCGGCAUUAUUAGCGCGUGACGCUGACCUCGUGAAAUGCAUCCUUUCAACAGAUGCCAACAGUUUUUAUGACAGAGGAAUUUAUCACAAUCCAAACGAUCCAGUCGCAAAUAACAUGCUGAUGAUGACAGGACAAGAGUGGAAAACAACAAGAGGAAGGUUAACUCCGACUUUUACAUCAGGAAAAUUAAAGGGCAUGAUGCCAAGUAUAAUUAGUAUUGGUGAAAGACUACGAGAAAAAGUUGCACAAUCGGCCGACACAAAUGGAAUUGUUGAGAUAAAAGAUCUGACAAUCAGAUUUGGAUUGGACGUGAUUGGUACGGUUGCGUUCGGAUUAGAUGUCAAUACGUUGGACAAUCCAAACGAUCCAUUUCGUGAUAUGGAAAGAAACGUGAACAAUGGUCAAAUAAUUAAUCGAAUUCGUUUGAUUGGCGCAUUUUUUUGUCCAAAGAUACUUUAUAUGCUGCAUAUGUCAUCAUUAUCAGAAGAUUUCAAAUCUUAUAUGGUUAACAUGGUUCGGGAUACGAUGGAGUAUCGAGAAAAACACAAUACAUCGCGCAACGAUUUAAUUCAAUUGUUGAUGGACUUGCGUAAGACCGGCAAAGUCAAAGGCGACAAUGAGUACGAAAAGAUCGAGCAAUCAAACGAAAAUUCCGAGGAAAUUAUGACAGUUGAACAAUGUGCAGGACAAGUGGGUCUAUUUUAUUUGGCUGGUUUCGAUACCACAGCAUCAGCAAUAGCCAACUGUUUAUUUGAAUUGUCACGAAAUCCAACGCUAAUGCAAAGACUGCACGAUGAAAUCGACGAAGUCUUGAAAAGACAUGAUAAUGUUAUUUCAUAUGAGAGCAUCAACGAGAUGACAUUUUUGGAAUAUUGUGUUUUGGAGUCACUGAGGAAAUAUCCAACAUUGCCGUUUCUCAAUCGUAUCUGCACAAAAGAUUAUCCCAUACCAAAUACGGAUUUGGUGAUAAAAGAAGGAACUCCAAUUAUUAUAUCACAUCUUGGUUUAAUGCGAGACGCAAAAUAUUUUCCCGAGCCCGACAAAUUCAUGCCGGAUCGAUUCUCAGAAAGCAAUCCAAAUUACAAUGCGAAUGCGUUUAUUCCAUUCGGCGAUGGACCACGCACUUGUAUCGGUUUGCGGAUGGGAAAAAUGGUCACCAAAAUCGGCUUGAUAAUGCUUUUACAAAAACAUAAUUUUGAGUGUAUGGAGAAGAACCGAGAAUUAGAAUUUGAUAAUCAUUCGGUGACAUUGGUGCUGAAGAAUGGAAUCAACUUAAAAAUUAUAAACAGAAACUAGAUUUCAAAAAUAUUAAAAAACAAUCAUUGCAUUUCCAAUUGCAAUUCGUAAAUUGAAGUAA
This is a messenger RNA of Contarinia nasturtii (swede midge), 1748 nucleotides long. RefSeq names its product probable cytochrome P450 6d5. The transcript has 8 exons. The coding region runs from base 167 to 1687 and encodes 506 amino acids. The record is from RefSeq and is a predicted model, not a curated record. NCBI's taxonomy places the organism in Eukaryota, Metazoa, Arthropoda, Insecta, Diptera, Cecidomyiidae. Gene Ontology annotation, molecular function: heme binding; monooxygenase activity; oxidoreductase activity, acting on paired donors, with incorporation or reduction of molecular oxygen.